AUGAACGCAGCUGUUCUGCACCAAUCUGUUGGGGGCAUUCAGCAUUGUGGUUGUGACAAUAGUUUGGGGUCUAUAAAGGGAUCAAGGAUUUCCUCUUUGAGAUUUUUCUCAAAGCGUUUUGAAGCUGGCGUCGGAGGGAAUUGCAAUUCUAGACCGUUUGGAUUGCGUAUUAUUCGCACUUCGGCUUCUCAUUCUUUGGUGGUGGAUGAGACUGCUACAUCUGACUUAGGUGACAGUACCAAGGAUUCUCUUAAAACGUCAGGGGAAGCUGCAUUGAUAUUAAUUCGGCAUGGUGAGUCUUUGUGGAAUGAGAAGAACUUGUUCACUGGUUGCGUUGAUGUGCCUUUGACAAAGAGAGGCGUAGAUGAAGCAAUCGAGGCUGGUAAAAGAAUUAGCAGCAUACCAGUAGAUUUGAUAUAUACAUCUUCCCUGAUUCGCGCACAGAUGACAGCUAUGCUUGCGAUGACUCAGCACCGCCGCAAGAAGGUGCCUAUUAUUAUCCACAGAGAGAAUGAACAAGCCGAAAGUUGGACUCAAAUUUACAGUGAAGAGACCAAUAACCAAUCAAUUCCAGUUAUAACAUCCUGGCAAUUGAAUGAGAGAAUGUAUGGAGAAUUACAGGGUCUUAAUAAGCAGGAGACAGCUGAAAAAUACGGUAAGGAGCAAGUGCACGAGUGGCGUAGAAGUUAUGAUAUUCCUCCCCCAAAAGGCGAGAGCUUGGAAAUGUGUUCAGAAAGAGCUGUUUCCUAUUUCAUUGAACAUAUUGAACCGCAUCUUCAAUCCGGAAAGCAUGUGAUGGUGGCUGCUCAUGGGAAUUCAUUGAGAUCUAUAAUUAUGUAUCUUGACAGAUUAACUACUCAGGAGGUUAUUAGCUUAGAGUUAUCCACUGGGAUCCCCCUUCUCUACAUAUACAAAGACAGGAAAUAUAUGAAUAGGGGAAGUCCUGUAGGACCAACAGAGGCCGGUGUAUAUGCUUAUACAGAUAGUCUAGCUCUUUACAGGCAAGAAUUGGAUGAAAUGUUGCAUUGAACUUUUUAAUAAAAGAAGAAAACCUGAUUUAACUUUCUCAAGUUGCUUAGCGUGCAUAUCUACAGAGACUAAU
Morus notabilis is the source of this 1102-nucleotide messenger RNA. RefSeq names its product 2,3-bisphosphoglycerate-dependent phosphoglycerate mutase. Bases 1 to 1029 code for a protein of 342 amino acids. Gene Ontology annotation, biological process: glycolytic process. The transcript is spliced from 8 exons. Lineage: Eukaryota; Viridiplantae; Streptophyta; Magnoliopsida; Rosales; Moraceae. Gene Ontology annotation, molecular function: intramolecular phosphotransferase activity. The record is from RefSeq and is a predicted model, not a curated record.